Molecule: messenger RNA, 318 nt
Organism: Trichoderma gamsii
Lineage: Eukaryota; Fungi; Ascomycota; Sordariomycetes; Hypocreales; Hypocreaceae
Product: ubiquinol-cytochrome c reductase subunit 8
Exons: 4
Coding region: 1-318 (105 amino acids)
Biological process (GO): mitochondrial electron transport, ubiquinol to cytochrome c
Source: RefSeq, a predicted model, not a curated record
AUGAGACCUACUCAGAUCCUCCAGGGCGGCGGCGCCCCUGCACCCAAGCAAGGCCACUGGCUCGGCGACUGGGGUUCCUUUGGUGGUGCCAAGCAGAAGGGCAUCAUCGACUACGGUAUCUCCGCCAACCGUCAGAACCCCUUUGCCGGCGCUGCCCACGAUGCCAUCUUCAACACCUUCCGCCGCACCAAGGCCCAGAUCUUCUACUGGCUCCCUCCCAUGCUGGCCGGCUACUACCUGUUGAACUGGGCUACCGAGAGAAACCACUACCUCAACUCCAAGGCUGGCCGUGCUGAGUUUGCCGACGAGGAGGAGUAA